Helianthus annuus (common sunflower) is the source of this 696-nucleotide messenger RNA. RefSeq names its product myb-related protein 2. Gene Ontology annotation, molecular function: DNA-binding transcription factor activity. The transcript has 3 exons. Bases 104 to 367 code for a protein of 87 amino acids. NCBI's taxonomy places the organism in Eukaryota, Viridiplantae, Streptophyta, Magnoliopsida, Asterales, Asteraceae. The record is from RefSeq and is a predicted model, not a curated record.
CUCAAAGAUUCUAUCCUAGCAGCUCAUUUUCCUAUAUAAGAAGAUGCAUAACAGACCAUUGGUAUGCAAGAGUUGGUCAUAUAGGACAUAAGUGGGCAACCAUAUGAGCAAUUCAAGUGUUAGGCCUCAAACAAACAAAAACUUGCAAACAAAAGAAGCACUACAGAUGAAAAGUGAAGUUCGAAGAAGGUUACAUGAGCAACUUGAGGUACAAAGACAUUUACAGCUUCGUAUAGAAGCGCAAGGGAAGUACUUGGAAGCAAUUCUUGAAAUGGCAAAAGAAACGAUUGGAAGACAAAACUUGAGUGAAGUGGGACGAUCAGAACCGGCCUCUAAAUUAUCAUCCGGUCAUCGACACAUCGCCUAAAUUCUGUGUUUAGAGGAAUCAAAGAUCAGUCAAACCAGCUAACAGAUUGUUCAAUAGACAGUUCUUUUACCAACAGUAAAAGUCAACAAAUGGAUCAUGAGUGUUAAAUAAUAUAUUUAAUCUAGACUUCUGAUAUAUAAUUAUAACCUAAUUAUUAUAAUUAAUCUGGUAGUUAAAGUAGUUAUUGGGUCAAAACAAUUAAACGUCCAACCGAUUUUUGAAAGAUUGUGCAAUGGUUGGAUGUGUCUAUUCAAUAUGUAUAUAUAUGUGUCUACUGUAAUCAGAAUAUUUGUACUUUGAUAUCAUAUACAGUAACCAUUUUAUGUUAA